Messenger RNA from Lolium perenne, 2181 nucleotides. RefSeq lists its product as uncharacterized. The record is from RefSeq and is a predicted model, not a curated record. Lineage: Eukaryota; Viridiplantae; Streptophyta; Magnoliopsida; Poales; Poaceae. Gene Ontology annotation, biological process: regulation of DNA-templated transcription. Gene Ontology annotation, molecular function: DNA binding.
CUUCUCCCCGGAGCGAGCCGACCCCCUUCCAAAAAGACCCAAACUUUCCCCAAUCCAAUCUCCUCCAUCCCCUCCGCCGGAACCCUAGCCACCGCCACCGCCCCCCUCGCCGCACAUGACCCAGCCCUCGCCGUCCUCCUCCACGGCGCCAGCCGCCGCGCCGGACGACCCGACGUCCCUCGCCCCGGGCUUCCGCUUCCACCCCACCGACGAGGAGCUCGUCUCCUACUACCUCAAGCGCAAGGUGCUGGGCCGCGCGCUCAAGGUCGACGCCAUCGCCGAGGUCGACCUCUACAAGCUCGAGCCCUGGGACCUGCCCGCCCGCUCGCGCCUCCGCAGCCGCGACUCGCAGUGGUACUUCUUCAGCCGCCUCGACCGCAAGCACGCCAACCGCGCGCGCACCAACCGCGCCACCGCCGGGGGCUACUGGAAGACCACGGGCAAGGACAGGGAGGUGCGCCAUGGGGCAAGGAUCGUGGGGAUGAAGAAGACGCUCGUCUUCCACGCAGGGCGCGCGCCCAAGGGCGAACGCACCAACUGGGUCAUGCACGAGUACCGCCUCGAGGGCGACGGCGCCGCUGGGAUCCCGCAGGAUUCAUUUGUCGUGUGCCGGAUCUUCCAGAAAGCCGGCCCUGGUCCACAGAAUGGGGCGCAGUACGGAGCGCCCUUUGUUGAGGAGGAGUGGGAGGCCGACGAGGAUGAUGACGUUGGUCUGCUGCCCGUGGAAAGAGACGCUGUUGUCGAGCAUGAGGCUCCUGGCGCUAUGGAGAAAGGGUAUCUUCAGAUGACCGAUCUAAUUCAGGACUUGGCUGGCCAUAAUGAGAAUGGUGGUGUUGCUUUGCCAGUUUCUGACACUUCAAACAAUAGCAACCAAUCUGAAGAUGUGGAAGGAAAUUCAGGGGACAUUUUGAAUGAUCCAAAUAUUGGAUCUAAUUUUCUUCAGUAUGUUCAUCCUGCAGGACAAAACAAUCUAACGGUUAAUGAAAAUAUGUUUUCUAAUGCCAAUGGUGGAGAGUUUCUAAAUAGUUCUACCCCCAGUGAUGAAUUCCUGGAACUGAAGGAUUUGGAGUUUCCUUUAGACAAUGGUUCCACCAUCUGGCCUUCUGAUGCUUGGGCCUGGAAAACACCUUACGCCUCAGAUGCUGUAAAUGGGGCCAACAAUGAGGUUCUUCCAAUCAUGGGUGAACAGCCUUUCCAGCCAGAUGAGUUGGCGCAGUUGUUGCAGACAUUACAAGAUGACUCCUCUCCUUUGGGCUCAACCAUCACUGAUCUCCCACAUUCUUCUGUUACAAAUUCCUUUAAGCCAGAAGAUGAUCUGUUGUUCUUUGAUGCACCCUUUGACUCCACAAUGUUGAGUGAUGCGUUUACACAGCCAAAUAGAUUUCUCAGCUCCCCAGCAACCAAUCUAUCUGGCAUGGACAUGGUGGAUGAUGGUAUGCCAUACUAUGAUGCAGUGGAGGAUAACUUAUUUAAUGAUAUGAUGUGCUCUGUACACCAGUCAGCUGGGAGCAGUUCCCAUGUUUUUAAGGGGCCUGUUCUUACUCAAGAGGUCAACAAUACCACCUAUACAUAUGGUCCAACUCAAAAGGUUUUAGAACCUAAUUUUGUAGUUGGUACCCCAUCAGCCACUAGGUUACCUGAAGCUGGUAGUCAGUUAAAUUGUGUUGCUUUGCCAGAUUCUCAGCCCAAGAAUAGCUCUAUUGGAAAGCGUUUUGUAAGGAUGCUGGAUUCAAUCUCGGCACCCCCUGCCUUUGCAGCAGAGUUCCCAGCCAACCUUCGCAACACAGUCAGCUUCUCUACUGAAGUAAUCAUAUCUAGACAAGACAAGUGGUCCGUCCAGAAGGAUGAAGGUGUGGAGCUGCUCUUCUCCACAGCUAUCCAGCCCAAUAACCGCAUACACUGCGGUGGCUGCAACACAGUGACUGCGGUGCUGCGUGGUGGCUUCUGCCUCUUUUUCUUCUUGUCAGCCAUAAUGCUCCUGGUGAGCUACGAGGUUGGCCUGUGCAUCUAUGGCAAGUAGCCUGCCUUGUAUUGGGUAAAAAGAUUAUGACGUUAGUUAAUCGUAUGUGUAUUGAGGUGAGAACUGGGGACCUCUCCUGCUAGCCUAAAUGUAUUAAAUGGCAUGACAUGACCUCCGUAUGUGGCUGUUAAAUUUAACCUAAUUAGCAGUACCGUUUUGCA